UUUUUUGUUUUUCUUCUAAUAUUGUAUAGUUUGGUGUUGUAUUAUGUAAUAUGUGCAGUAAUAUUUUGGUCGUCAACUUCUACUCAUCAUCAUUCAACAUUUGGAAGAUUUGGAUCUCCUAAGGGGGAGCAUGUUCAAAACAGCACAUGUUAUCUCCUCAUCAGUUCGUAUUGAUAACGUGUACCGGUUGAAUGCGGAGGUAGUGGUGGUAAUAUUUGACCGUGAAAGUAUAUACUGCGGCCUUUGACAACACCGGACCAAACAUUUUUCAUGGUCCAGCAGUCUGUCGGCUGAUUAGCUAUGGUUGACAUAUGUUAAUGUGCCUGUGCGCUACAUGGUGUUAUAAUACCGUUUACAUAAUCGACGUACGCGUGUUUUUUUUCCCCUUUGUUACAAUAUUGUUGUUAUCCGGCCUAUUGAAUAGAGCCGUGAAAGACUUAGUUAAAGUUGUAGUCUUAUUAAAUUUGGAGUUAUUAGUGAAAGCUUGAACACCGGUUUAUUCCGUGAUUGUUAUUGUCAAAGUUGAAGCUACCACAGGGAAGACAUUCAAAUCAGUAGAUUGAACGAGUUGAGCCCUAUGAUAUUACUAACGAGAUUAUUGGUAUGAAGAAGCUAGAUUGGCAUUGAAAAAAAGAUUAACUGGUUAUGAAGGACAAAUGGGUCGAGCUAAAAAUGUAAUUUUUUUGGUUGGAGAUGGUAUGGGAUCUUCAACAUUAACUGCUUCUAGAAUUUUCAAAGGACAACGUAAAGGUAAUCAAGGAGAAGAUGAAGAUUUAUUAUGGGAUACAUUUCCUGCAGUUGCUAUGUCAAAGACUUUUAAUUUAAAUGCACAAACUGGAGAAUCAUCUGCGUGUGCUACAGCAUUAUUGUGUGGUGUUAAGGCUAAUUUUGAAACAGUUGGAUUAGAUGGCAAAGGAAAAUUUGAAAACUGUUAUUCCAGUUUUGUAUCUAGAGUAGAUUCUUUAGCAGACUGGGCACAGCAAGAGGGUAAAUCUACUGGAAUAGUGACCAAUACACGCAUUACUCAUGCUACACCAUCUGCGUUGUAUGCCCAUUCGCCCAGUCGAUAUUGGGAAGAUGAUGGUAAGGUGCCUAUACCUUCACGAAAGUCAUGUAAAGAUAUUGCUCGUCAACUAGUUGAAGAUGACCCCGGGCGUCAUAUAAAUGUAUUAUUGGGUGGUGGGCGGAGACAUUGGCUACCAAAAGUAGCGCAAGAUCCAGAGCAGCCCACUGAUGAAGGCAGACGUCUUGAUGGGCGCAAUCUCAUUGACGACUGGAUUAGAGACAAAAAAAAACGAAACAUCAAAGCUGAGUAUGUAUGGAAUAAAGGUCAACUGGACAAAAUCGUUCCUAAAAACGUGGAUCAUUUACUCGGUUUGUUCGCGUAUUCUCAUAUGGAUUUUGAAGUUGAUAGAGACAAAGGUCAAAAUGGUGAUCCACCACUUCAUGAAAUGGCAAUUAAAGCCUUGUCUAUUCUUCAAAAGAACAUCAAAGGAUAUUUCUUAUUUAUUGAAAGCGGGCGUAUCGAUCAUGCUCAUCAUUAUAAUAACCCUUACAGAGCUCUAGAGGAAACUCUUAUAUUAGAAUCUACUUUGGAAGCGAUCAUGGCAAAGGUAGAUUUAUCUGAAACACUAAUUGUCGUCACUGCUGACCAUUCACAUGUAAUGACUUUGGGAGGUCUAGCUACUCCUCGAGGAAGUGAUAUUUUGGGUGCCGAUAGCAAAUCAUCUGAUAUAGAUGGUUUACCUUAUAGCACUCUGUUAUAUGGCAAUGGUCCCGGAUACAGUUCCGAACAUAGAUUAGUGCCGAUGAUGAAUGCAACAGAGGCAGAAACACAUAAUCAGCUGCAUAGUGCCGCCGUACCUCGGCAGUGGGCGACACAUGGUGGCGAAGACGUUCCAGUGUAUGCAAUCGGUCCACCUGGUAUUACGCAAGCUUUAUUUUCGGGUACUUUUGAUCAAUCAUAUGUACCACAUGCUAUUGCCUAUGUAGCUUGUUUAGGUGAGUAUUCAAAAAGGUGUCAGCAAAUAACCAACAAUACUGUAGACACACCUUUAAAACAUUCACCAGGAUCUGUGAAACAAGGUUGUACUGCCCCGAUGAAUACUAAUGCCGUUACAAUGACGACAGGUGCAAAGAGUGGAUCGGCUGUAGUUCUGGCGAGUAGCGUACUCUCUGACAACGGGUUACCUACACAAAUAAACAACACAAAAUCAGUGAACUGUGGUUUAUCAUUAAUAGCUGCCGCCGUAGUUUUGAUAGUGACCAUUACGUAAAAAAAACUGGUCACAUUGCAAAAUAUCUAUAAAUACAUAUUUCGGAGGAAUUGA
Molecule: messenger RNA, 2330 nt
Organism: Daktulosphaira vitifoliae (grape phylloxera)
Lineage: Eukaryota; Metazoa; Arthropoda; Insecta; Hemiptera; Phylloxeridae
Product: alkaline phosphatase-like
Exons: 9
Coding region: 657-2276 (539 amino acids)
Biological process (GO): dephosphorylation
Molecular function (GO): alkaline phosphatase activity
Source: RefSeq, a predicted model, not a curated record